GGGUGGGAGAUGCAACAAUGGCCUUGAGAACAGCAGGAAGUUUGUUGGUGGUCUUUCUCUGGUCUGUAGCAGUGGUACUGGGUCAGGAUGGCUGGACUGUGACUUACACCAAGAAUAGUAUCUGUGUCUUGAAGGGGUCUUCAGUGGAGCUGUCCUGCAUGUACACAUAUCCCAAUGGUACAGUUACAACAGCCUUCUGGUUCACUGAAUUGGGGACUGGUAAAGAACCUGACAGUCUAGGUCAGGACCCAGAGUAUGCAGGUCGUCUGGAGUAUCAUGGAGAUAAGAAGAAAGACUCUAUCCUGAAAAUCACAGACCUGAGAGAGAGUGACUCUGCUGAGUACAAAAUCAGAUUAAUAACAGAUCAGGCAGGAGGGAAAUAUAUUGGCAGUCCUGGAGUCACUCUGUCUGUCACAGGUCUUCAGGUGAAGGUGACUGGUAAGACACUGACCUGUAGCACCACCUGUACUCUGACUGACAACCCCACCUACAUCUGGUACAAGAACGGACACAAAGUAAAGGAGGACACUUCCAGCCUGUACUCAGACUACUUUAGUGAUGCAGACAGUUACUCCUGUGCUGUAAAAGGCCACAAGGAUCUCCACUCUCUUGCAGUGUGUAGGAACUGUUGGAUUGUGACUUACACCCAUCAGAGUAUCUGCGCCUUGAAGGGGUCAACAGUGGACAUAUCCUGCUCUUACACAUAUCCUAGUGAUCAUGAGAUCAAAAAUACUUUCUGGUUUACUAAAUGGGAGUCAGAUAUGGAUCCUGAAGAUCUGAGCUCAGUGCCAGGAUAUAAGGGUCAUAUAGAGUACCUUGGAGAUAUGAAGAGUGAGGGUACCCUGAGACUCACAGACCUGAGAGUGAGUGACUCUGCUGGGUACAGGUUCAGAUUGAUAACAUCCGGAGAAAAGUUUGCUGGCUCACCUGUCUCCCUGACUGUCACAGAUGUUGUGUUGGAGAUGGAUCCUACAUCUGUGUCAGAGAGUGAGAGUGUCACACUGACAUGUAGAACCAAAUGUACGCUGGACCCAAUCAAAGCAUUUAUUUGGUAUAAGAAUGGACAGCCUAUACCAAACAGCAAAACCUACUCUCCUGUCUAUAGCCAAUUCUCAGUCAGAAGUGAGGAUACAGGCAGAUACUCCUGUGCUGUAGAAGGCCAUGAGGAUCUCCCCUCUCCUGAAGAGACUCUCACGGUCAGAUAUGGACCAAGGAACACCUCCGUGUCAGUCAGUCCCUCUGGUGAAAUAGUGGAGGGCAGUUCAGUGACUCUGACCUGCAGCAGUGAUGCCAACCCACCUGUGGACAAAUACACCUGGUACAAGAAGAAUGUAGCCUCACCAAAAGCAUCAGGACAGAGUUACAGCAUCACUAACAUCAGCUCUGAGGACAGAGGAGAAUACUACUGUGAGGCUAGCAACGUUGAAGGGACAAAGACUUCCAUCUCUGUCCAUAUUAAUGUUAUGUCAGUGUUUCCCUGGGUUCCUUUGGUGGGGGUGGUGGGGGCUGUCCUGACUGUUGGAGCUCUUCUAGUCACAAUCUACUACUAUAUGAAGAGGAGAUCCACAGGAGGAAGUGAUGCCACAACAGACACACAGAGUGUCCAUCAGGACCCUAACAGUGACACGUACACAGGUCUGAACAUGAAGACCUGGUCACCUGACUACGACACUCUGGAAAGUGUCCAUCCUGACCCUAACAGUGACAUGUGCACAUCUCUGAAGAAGAAUACCAGAAUGUGAGAGACUCACCCAGUGACACAUCCCCUCAUAUAGAUAGUGAACCACCACAGAACCUGGACUGAAGAGAACCACCACAGAACCUGGACUGAGGAGAACCA
Salmo salar (Atlantic salmon) is the source of this 1840-nucleotide messenger RNA. The record is from RefSeq and is a predicted model, not a curated record. Lineage: Eukaryota; Metazoa; Chordata; Actinopteri; Salmoniformes; Salmonidae.